GGCUUUUCUCUCAGUCUCUGCGGGAUCCGAGGUCGAGAGGAGCCGCAGCUUUCUGCUUCUCACCGUCCGGAGCUUUUCAGGGCUCAGAGGUUUUGAUCGAACUGAAGUUUAGUUGCUUUCCAGGAGUUUGUUCUUUUGAUCCAGAGGUUUGUUCUUUGAGGGACCAGACCCGAGACCCGAGACCAGAUCCAAGAGACCCGAGACCAGAUCCAAAAGACCCGAGACCAGAUCCAAGAGACCCGAGACCCGAGACCAGAUCCAAGAGACCCGAGACCAGAUCCAAGAGACCCGAGACCCGAGACCAGAUCCAAAAGACCCGAGACCCGAGACCAGAUCCAAAAGACCCGAGACGAGACCCAAGAGACCCGAGACCAGAUCCAAGAGACCCGAGACCAGAUCCAAAAGACCCGAGACCAGAUCCAAGAGACCCGAGACCAGAUCCAAAAGACCCGAGACCAGAUCCAAGAGACCCGAGACCUGCAACAUGCUGCAGCUUCGACUUGCUCUGCUUUUCGCUCUGCAGGUUUGGACCUGUGCUCAAGAGGGCGUGGCCUCUGUGGACGGGGCCCUGGAUGACGUCAUCCUCCCAGAGCUCAGUGACGUCUGCACCGAGGGCAGCUGUUACCCUGCGACAGGAGACCUUCUGAUUGGCCGAGCUCACCAACUGUUGUCCACCUCCACCUGUGGUCUGAACCGACCGGAGCCAUUCUGCAUCGUCAGCCACCUGCAGGAAGAGAAGAAGUGUUUUGCGUGUGACUCGGCGGCGCUCUACGAUGAGCUGACCAAUCACAUGAGGGGCCAUCGCAUCGAGAACGUCGUGACCACGUUCGCUCCGAACAGACUGAAGACGUGGUGGCAGUCUGAGAAUGGUCUGGAGAACGUCACCAUCCAGCUGAACCUGGAGGCGGAGUUUCACUUCACUCACCUCAUCAUGACCUUCAAGACAUUUCGUCCUGCUGCCAUGGUGAUCGAGCGGUCAGCUAACUUCGGGAAGACGUGGCAGGUUUAUCGUUACUUCGCCUACGACUGCGAGUCGUCCUUCCCCCACGUUUCCCAGGGUCCAAUGCAGAAGGUCGAUGAUGUCAUCUGUGACUCCCGUUACUCCGACAUUGAGCCGUCUACUGAAGGAGAAGUGAUUUUCAGAGUUCUGGACCCUGCGUUCAGGAUCGACGACCCGUACAGCCCCAGAAUCCAGAAUAUGUUAAAGAUCACAAACCUGCGGGUGAAGUUCACCAGACUUCACACGCUCGGAGACAAUCUGUUGGACUCUCGUAUGGAGAUCAAAGAGAAGUAUUACUACGCCAUCUAUGACAUGGUGGUCCGAGGAAACUGCUUCUGUUACGGACACGCCUCUGAGUGCGCCGCGGUCCGGGGUGCUGGGCGAGCCCAGGAAGGAAUGGUUCAUGGUCACUGCAUGUGUAACCACAACACUAAAGGUCUGAACUGUGAACGGUGUCAGGAGUUCUACCACGACCUUCCCUGGAGACCGGCUGAAGGACGCAACACCAACGCCUGCAAGAAGUGUAACUGUAACCAGCACUCGGACUCGUGUCACUUCGACAUGGCCGCGUUUGUGGCGUCAGGAAACAUCAGCGGAGGCGUCUGUGACGACUGUCAGCACAACACAGCUGGAAACGGCUGUGAGCAGUGUAAACCCUUUUACUACCAACAUCCAGAGAGAGACGUGAGAGACCCCAACAUCUGCCAGCCGUGUGACUGUGACCCUCUGGGUUCGCUCAAUGGAGGAAUAUGUGACCACAUGAUGGACGUUCGACUCGGUCUGAUUGCUGGUCAGUGUCGCUGUAAGAUCCAUGUGGAGGGAGAACGCUGCGAGCGCUGCAAACAGGCGCACUAUGGGCUGAGUGACGAGCCUGAAGGAUGUAAAGCGUGCACCUGCAGCCCUGUGGGAACAGUUCCUGGAGGAAACCCCUGUGACAGUGAAACAGGAAGUUGUUUCUGUAAACGUCUGGUGACUGGACGAGACUGUGACCAAUGUGUGUCGGAACACUGGGGUCUCAGUAAUGACAUGGACGGCUGCAGACCAUGUGACUGUGACCUCGGAGGAGCCGUCAACAACCAGUGUGAUCAUGUGACCGGUCAGUGCAUCUGUAAAGAUCACAUGCUCGGUCGUCGCUGCGAUCAGGUCGAGUCUGGAUUCUACUUCAUUGCUCUGGAUCACUACACCUAUGAGGCUGAGGAUGCAACAUUUGGACCUGGAGUGACAGUGGUGCCGCGGCCCCACCCUCAGGACCGCAGUCCCACCUGGACGGGUAUUGGCCUGGUCAACGUCCCGGAGGGGGCCUUCCUGGAGUUCUCGGUGCAGAACAUCCCUCACUCCAUGGAGUAUGACAUCCUCAUCCGCUAUGAGCCUCAGCUGCCUGACCAAUGGGAGGAGGUCCUAAUGACAGUGAUGAGGCCUGGGCCAAUCAGAGCAGACAGCCGUUGUGUUAACACUGUACCUGACGAUGACAACCAGAUGAGCUCACUUCACCCCGGCUCACGGUAUGUGGCUCUUCCCCGACCGGUUUGUUUCGAAUCUGGUCUGAACUACACCGUGCGCCUCAGUCUCCUUCUGUACUCGGCCCUCAGUGAUGUCCAGUCUCCGUACACGCUCAUCGACUCGAUUGUGUUGAUGCCACACUGUAAGAACCUGGAGAUCUUCACCGCCUCAGAGGGCGGAGACUUUAAUGGAAACAGAGGUUGGGAAACAUUCCAGCGUUAUCGUUGUCUAGAGAACAGCCAGAGCGUUGUCAAGACGCCAAUGACGGACAUCUGCAGAAACUUCAUAUUCAGCAUAUCCGCUAUGUUGCACCAGGGACCUAAAGAAUGCCAUUGUGACCCUCAGGGCUCCCUCAGCACCGUGUGUGACCCAAGUGGAGGUCAAUGUCAGUGUCGCCUCAACGUGGUUGGAAGAAACUGUGAUAGAUGUUCUCCGGGCACGUUCCAGUUCGGACCAAACGGCUGCAGAGACUGUGCGUGUGACCCUCAGGGUUCUCAGACUCCAUUUUGUGACCAGCUCAGUGGACAGUGUGUUUGUGUUGCCGGAGCGUACGGUCGACAGUGUGAUCGAUGUCUUCCUGCUCACUGGGGUUUUCCUUCCUGUCAACUCUGCUCCUGUAACGGACACAGUGACGACUGUGAACCCAAGACUGGUCUCUGCAUCAACUGCAGGGACCACAGCGCUGGACACAGCUGUGACAGGUGUCUGGAUGGUUACUAUGGUGACGCGGUGUUGGGGUCAGGGGACCACUGUCGUCCCUGCAUGUGUCCUGACGGUCCCGGCAGCCAGCGGCAGUUUGCAGGAAGUUGUUACCGAAGCCAAGACUCCCAGCAGGCUCUCUGUGUCUGUAACCACGGUUACAGAGGUGCUCGCUGUGACGAGUGCUCACCUGGUUACUAUGGAAACCCAGGCGAGCCCGGGGGCCAGUGUCAGUCCUGUCAGUGCAACGACAACAUCGACAUGUCGGAUCCAGAGUCCUGCGACGCUCAAACCGGCGAGUGUCUGCGCUGCCUGUACCACAGCGAGGGCACCGCCUGCCAGAACUGCAAACUGGGUUACUAUGGCAACGCACUGCUGCAGGACUGCAGAAAGUGUGUUUGUAACCAGCUGGGCAGUGAUCCUUCCAGCUGCCCUUCAUCUGGCGACUGUCACUGCGACCGCAGCAGCGGUCAGUGUCACUGCCUCCUGAACGUGAUCGGUCAACACUGCGACCGCUGCGCCACCGACACCUGGAACAUAGCGAGCGGCCGCGGCUGUCAGACCUGCGACUGCGACCCUAAACACUCAUUCGGGACGUCCUGCAAUGAGAUCAGCGGUCAGUGUUCCUGUCACCCUGGCUUUGGAGGAAGAACAUGCAGCGAGUGUCGGGAGCUGUUCUGGGGAGACCCAGAGAUUAAAUGUCAUGCUUGUGACUGUGACGCUCGUGGUGUCUCUGAACAUCAGUGUCACAAGGUCAGUGGUCAGUGCGUGUGCGUUGGGGGCGUGUCCGGGCCGCGCUGUGACGUCUGUGCACGAGGAUUUUCCGGAACGUUUCCCCACUGCCGCCGCUGCCACGAGUGUUUUGAAGAGUGGGACAACGUCAUUGGUCAGCUGACCAAUCAGACGCACCGUCUUGUCAACAAGGUCAAUGCCCUCAAAGCCAGUGGAAUCAGUGGACCGUACAAGAAAUCCAUGGACAGCGUGGAGAGGAGCGCCACCGACAUCCGGGUCCUCCUGAACCAGAACCCGGCUUCGCAACCACUGACUGAGAUCCAGCACCUGCUCCAACAGGCCAGUGACCUGAUGAGGGCCCUGAGCCAGACGUUGAACCACACAGAACAGACUCUCGUACAAACGGAGGAACUGGACUCGAGCGCAGAAACCAAACUGGAUUCUGUGACGUCGGACGCUCAGAAACUGGAGGGGACGGUUCAGGAGCUGAUGGAUCAAGUCGAGUUCAUCAAGAACUCUGACAUCAGAGGGGCGACAGACAGCAUCACUAAGUACUUCCUGCAGUCUCAGGCAGCUGAAGCUCGAGCCAACUCCUCCACUAUCGAUGCCGGAAGCCCGGUGGAAACCUCCGGUGCUCUACGACAACUGACAGAGGACAAACUGAACCAAACCACAGAGGAUUUCCUGAGGAGACACACUGAGCAUGCUCAGAAACUAGAUGACCUGGCAGGAGAGCUGCAGACUCUGGACCUAUCAGAGAUCAGCCAUAAGACCUGUGGCAGUCCAUCAGCCGGUCAGGAUAUGUGCGGGUCCUCUUCCUGUGGAGGUCUGGGUUGUGUGGACUCUGAGGGUCGGACCAGGUGUGGAGCUGAAGGAUGUGACGGUGUGGUGAUGACUGCCCACAGCGUAUGGAGGAAGGCUCAAGAGUCUGAACAGGAAAUCAACAGUGCCAUGGGCGGGGUGGAAAAACUGUCUAAGAUGGUGUCGGACGUCAAGUUGAAGGCAGAUGAAGCGAAGCUUAUUGCUCGGGACGUCCUGAUGAAGACCAACAGAACCAAACAGAAAGUUGACCAGAGUAACGAGGAGUUGAGAAGCCUCAUCAGACAGAUCAGAGACUUUUUAACACAGGAGGCUGCAGACCUAGAGAGCAUCGAACUGGUGGCUAAUGAGGUUCUGGCCAUGCAGAUGCCCACGACACCGGCACAGAUGCAGAACCUGACGGAAGAGAUCCGGCAGAAGGUGGGAGAGCUGGGACACGUGGAGACCAUCUUGCAGCAGAGUUCUGAUAACAUCCAGAGAGCGGAGAACCUUCUGGACCAGGCCCGUCGAGCCAGUGCGGAGGCAGCGGAUGUGAAGGACUCAGCAGAGAAAGUGAAGCGAGCGCUGGAAGAAGCUGAGAGAGCACAGACGGCAGCGAGCAGCGCCAUCCAGCAGGCUGCCGCCGACAUCCACAACACCAACACCCUGCUGUCCUCAGUGCAGUCAGAGACGGCAGAAGCAGAGCUGAAGCUGAACAACGCCACCAAGAGGCUGCAAAGGCUCGAGCAGGAUGUAACAUUGCUCAUGGACAAAGCUGUGAAUGUCACUUUGAGCACUGAACGGACCAAUCACGAUGCAGCAAGCAUCAGAAAGGUUGCUGAUGAGGUGAAGAAGGACCUGGAGUCAGACCUGAAAGAUAAGUAUGCCAAAGUGGGGCAGCUGAUUGGUCAGAAGGCAGGGGGCGUGGCUGAUGCUAAGAAGAGGGCGGAGUCACUGCAACAGGAAGCCAAAGAGCUGCUGUUGCAGGCGAGUGACAAGCUGCAACUGCUAAAAGAUCUGGAGAAGUCGUACAACGACAACCACCAGACUCUGGAGGUGAAGGCAGAGCUGCUGGUGGAACUGGAGGCUGCUGUUAAGGAGCUGCUGCAAGAGAUCAGCCACAAGGUCACGGUGUACAGUACCUGUCUGUUCUAGGGUCAAAGGUCAAAUCCCGACGGACAAACAGGGCUGAAUUCAUCUGGUCAGAGAUGUGGAAUAAAGAAGAAAGACUUUUCUUGAAUGUUUGAUCUAUAGGGUACUUUUUUUAUGAAACAUUUUUAACCUUGGAAUGUUUUUAAAAUGCAAGUUUUCAUUUAAAAAUAUCACAAUCGGCUAUUUUACAUUCAUAUUAAAAUCUUAUUGCAUUAAAAAAAAGUUUUAUCAAUGAGAACAAACUUCAUGUUUCUUAAACCUUUAGUCAAAUUCAGCUGCUGGAAAUGUCUUUGACAAUGUAAUAAAAUUAAAGUUAAAAAACAGGAAAAUCAAUCUUUGUACUAUCUGACUGUUAAAGUCUAUUUUUACCUAAUCACGUCUGUGGCCAAGUUUGAACCAAAAUGAUUAUUAAUAAAAGAACUUCAUUAUUUCA
Messenger RNA from Scophthalmus maximus (turbot), 6314 nucleotides. RefSeq names its product laminin, beta 1a (gene lamb1a). Gene Ontology annotation, biological process: basement membrane assembly; substrate adhesion-dependent cell spreading; cell migration. Gene Ontology annotation, molecular function: extracellular matrix structural constituent; integrin binding. The transcript has 33 exons. NCBI's taxonomy places the organism in Eukaryota, Metazoa, Chordata, Actinopteri, Pleuronectiformes, Scophthalmidae. Gene Ontology annotation, cellular component: laminin trimer. The coding region runs from base 485 to 5884 and encodes 1799 amino acids. The record is from RefSeq and is a predicted model, not a curated record.